AUGUCUAAGAAAGUGGAUAAAGCCUUUAAAACGCAUGGAAAUUUGAAAAUAGUAGAGUUUUAUGGAAUGAAGCUGAAAGAGUUAUGUUCUGUAUAUAAAGCUUUUCGUCAUAGUAAUUAUAAAUGCGAAUAUCCUUUUCAGUCAUCUGGAAAAAGUAGUAGUUGUGAUGAUAAGUCUAAUGAAUUUCUAGAUGUUGGGCAGUCUAUUAACAACAGCGUUGCUGGUAAUAAAUAUGGAUCGGAAAACUCGUUUGGCAAAUCUGGAAAUAUGGAAACUAAGUUGCAUGUGGAUUACGAGGGUGGUCAUAAGGAAAAGUGUAUAGUAGAGGGUAUUCCUUCUUUUAAUUUAGGAAUUGAUGAUGAUAUGCAUACUCCUCCAAAAGUGAGUCUAGGUGUUGUUGUUAAUAAAUAUGAAUCGGCAAAUUUGAUUGGGAAAUAUGGAUUUAUUGAAAAUAAGUUGCCUCUGGAUUGCGAGGAUGGUCAUAAGGAAAAGUGUGUAGUUGAGAGUAUUCCUUCUUUUAAUUUAGGAAUUGAGGAUGAUAUAUAUACUCCUCCGAAAGUUAAUCGAGUCAAAGGGAAGGAACCAAAGUCUUGCGAUGAAAGUGGAAAAGUUAAAAUUCUUGAGAAAGAUAUGAUUUCAUCGAGACCAAAGAGAAGUCAAACGUUACCUCCAGUGCUUAGGUCUCCAUUUGUUGUACGAGCUGUUGAGAUUGAUAGUAAUUUGACGAAGGAGGAGAAUAUCAAGUCUAAUUGGCUAUUCAGUUUAUGUGGGAAUCCAAUGGAUGAUCUUUUUCAUAGCAUAAAUGGUCAACGUGGUGAAAGAUACAUGUUUGAGAGCUUAUAUCCAGGAGAAUUUCUUUUUUCUGGGACUAUUGAUUGUUUUGUUGAAGAUCCUGCAUACAUGCAUAGUGAAGCAUGUAAAUAUGAUGAUGUGUACGAGAAUUUUAAAGAAAAUGUUUUUCAUUGUUUGGGAGAGUCUAAGGAACGAAGAAAUUUAAAAGGAAUUGAUUUGGUGUUCUUUGCAUGUGCAAACAGUCACUAUUUUGUGUUUGUUUUUGAUUUUAAAAACCGCAAAGCUGUCAUAUUGGACAACAUUUUGUAUAGAUCUUCUGAAAAACCAUACCCACAUCUAACUCAAAAUCUGAAAUAUAUGUUUGGUAGAUAUCUUCAAGACAUAAAACAUUUUAUGGCUUUUUCAGUUAUGUAUGAAAUGGAUUUUGUUGAUCAAUAUAUGACGUGGAAAACAAGAGCUCAUUAG
Molecule: messenger RNA, 1257 nt
Organism: Lactuca saligna
Lineage: Eukaryota; Viridiplantae; Streptophyta; Magnoliopsida; Asterales; Asteraceae
Source: the annotation of a GenBank genome assembly